AUGUAUAUCGCUAAUACACUCUCGUUGCUCCUGGCUUCUGUCGCGUUCUACAACCAAUGCGCUACUGCCGCGCAGGGAGAGCAAGAACAGGUGCAAGCACUCAGGGCCCCGGUCCUGGCGAGUAGGGAGUUCACGCCUAUCGAGGAGGCCGGUCUGGAGAGGAGAGGUACAUGUCCUGAUGGUGGGCAGUGCUUGUUUGGACAGUGCUGUGGGACUGGAUGUUCGCCGAAUUGUUGUGCCCAUGAUGAGGGCGGGAUCGGCUGUAACCUCUCAGAACGCUGUCAGUUCCAAGGCAACGUCUUCGUCGGAUGCUGCAAUGGUUUCAUCGGACGCUGCACCGGCGAAGCAACAAGAGUAACCGUGCACUCCCCGGCUGACAGCACCAUGUUCAACACCGGCGCCCCCGCAACCUCAGACGCAACCACAACCGAAAGAUACACGCGCACCACGACGACCGAAUCCACCGCUACUUCUACAUCCGAUGCCGAUUCAAGCGCCAGCUCCAGCGCAGACUCGACGACGUCUCGGUCUGCGGCAUCGCGCACGACAUCGGCCGAGGAAACUCGGUCUACCUCCGGCUCUAGUUCGAGGUCUAGUUCGAGGCCCGGUUCGAGCUCUGAGAGUGCGAAUGAUAGUGUCGGUACGACUGCUUCGUCUACGAGCUUUGCGCAGGGCGGGGAGACCGAGUCUGUCAAUGCGGCGCCUGCUGUUACGGGUUAUGUGGGGUUGGAGAUGGGGGCUGUUGCUGUUGGGGCUUUGUUGGUUUUGUAG
Molecule: messenger RNA, 771 nt
Organism: Aspergillus bombycis
Lineage: Eukaryota; Fungi; Ascomycota; Eurotiomycetes; Eurotiales; Aspergillaceae
Exons: 3
Coding region: 1-771 (256 amino acids)
Source: RefSeq, a predicted model, not a curated record